Molecule: messenger RNA, 2121 nt
Organism: Diaporthe amygdali
Lineage: Eukaryota; Fungi; Ascomycota; Sordariomycetes; Diaporthales; Diaporthaceae
Product: translocation protein sec63
Exons: 3
Coding region: 1-2121 (706 amino acids)
Biological process (GO): post-translational protein targeting to endoplasmic reticulum membrane; SRP-dependent cotranslational protein targeting to membrane
Cellular component (GO): Sec62/Sec63 complex
Molecular function (GO): transmembrane protein transporter activity; RNA binding
Source: RefSeq, a predicted model, not a curated record
AUGAGUUCAGAUUACAGUUACGACGAAAAUGGGUCCCUCUGGCCGUUCUUUGCGUUCACGGUCACGGCCAUCACAACUGUUCCAGCCACAUAUUUUCUCCUCAAGGGAUCUAUAAAUGAUCCUUCGAAGCUGUUCCCCAGGGUCCAAACAGACUACAAGCCCAAACAUGCCGACCUCGUCGCUGCACAGCGGGCCAAGGAUCGGAGGCAAAGCAGGCGCGUGGGCCUGACGGUAUUUGUGCUUUUGGGGUGGGCCGUAAUGGCGUACACCUUGUACCUCAUCCACUUUGUCGAAACGCCUGCAGUGCAGAGAGUUUGGAAUCCGUAUGAUAUUCUGGGAAUCUCUGAGUCCGCUACCGAGAAAAUGAUCAAGUCCACCUACAAGAAACUGUCCCUGAAGUUCCACCCCGACAAGAUCAAGCCCGACCCGGCCAAGAACGAGACAAUUGAGUCACUGAACGAUGCUUACGUCGAAAUCUCCAAGGCAUACCAGGCGCUGACGGACGAGGAGGUGCGCAACAACUAUAUCCAGUAUGGCCACCCGGACGGAAGGCAGAGCAUGAGCAUCGGUAUUGCCCUGCCAAAGCUGAUGGUGACGGAAGGCAACGGCAAGUAUGUCGUGUUGGUCUACUUCUUACUGUUCGGCGUCAUGCUUCCUUACUACGUUGGAUCCUGGUGGUACGGCACUCAACGGCGAUCCAAGGAGGGUAUCCUCAUGGAGAGCGCCAACAGCCUGUUCAAGGAGUACAAGAACGACGUCGACGUUGGUGGCGUCAUCACUGCGCUGAGCACUGGAAAGGAAUUCACUACUGUUCUCAAGGGGGACAAGGCCGACACUGGACUCUCGAAGAUUGAAUCGCGCAUCCUGGCCUCAGGCGAAGGACAAAUCUCUGCGGCCGGCCUCUCACCCAAGGAGAAGGAGACGCUGGAGGACCUUGACAAUGGAGUACGGCGGAAGACGUUGGCACUGCUGUGGGCUUUCCUGGGCCGCAUCGAGUUGGAUGACGCUACUUUGGAGAAGCAAAAGUUUGAGGUUGCGCCCAUUGCCGAGUCGCUCGUCAAGUCAUACACGGCGAUCGCGAUAGCAUUCGGAUUCACUGCCCCAAUUCUUGCCUCCUUCCACGCAAGCCAACGGCUCAUCCAAGCCCUGUCGCCUGUGGCCUCUCCUCUCCUGCAACUGCCUUAUUUCACGCCCGCUGUCGCCAAGGCCGUGGAUGGCGACUCGAAGGUGCCUACAACCCUGCAAAAGUUCAUGGACCAACCAGAUUCGAAGCGAAGAGAACUUUCGGUGGGCAAGGGCCUUCUCACAGAGGAGCAAUACAAGUCUGCAGUCGGCGUCGCCAAGCAACUACCCUAUCUACGUGUCGCAAAGGCUUUCUUCAAGGUCACCGGCGAGCGCUUCAUCAUUCCAUCUUCUCUUGUCACCCUGGUUGUGAAGGGCCGCAUCAUCCCUCCCGGCUCUGAGAAUGUUCCCGAGGUUAAUGAGCUUGAUCUUAUCGAUGUCGACCCGGCGGAAGAUGACCUGGAUGCUAUUCUUGGGAAGAAGAAGAGGACCAUCAAGGGAGCCGACGGAAAACCAGUGCCUGUUGCAGGUGAGGACAAGCCAAUUCUGCCAUCUCUGGCAUUCUCACCGUACUUUGGUCGCGAGCACUCUCCUCGGUGGCAUGUCUUCCUCUCAGACUCGAAGCAAGGGAAGAUGGCGGUGCCUCCCUUCACUUUCACGCAAUUUGACGCUCCCGUAUUCGAGGAGGACGGAAAGACGCCCACGUUCAACAUGGUCACUCUCAAGGCACAGUUUGCAGCGCCACCACAGGCGGGUCACUACACGUUCGUCAUGCACGUGGUAUGUGAUAGCUACGUGGGCUUUGACACCAAGAUGGAGGUGACUCUCGUAGUGGAAGAGGCGAGCAAGGCUGCGGCCAUGGCGGCUGAGGACGAUAUCAGUGAGCCGGAAGAGGAUUCUCUCGCUGGCAUAAUGAACGCGGCCAAGGGCGGCGCACCACCGCCACCUCGGAAGAAGAAGCCUGAAGAUGACGACUCUGAUGAGGAGAGCGGUACGGAGGAAGAGGAGGACGACACAAGCGCGACUAAUACAGAUACGGAGCCGGAGGACGAGAAGUGA